Bubalus bubalis (water buffalo) is the source of this 4152-nucleotide messenger RNA. It is a transcript of the gene DGAT1, whose product is annotated as diacylglycerol O-acyltransferase 1. Gene Ontology annotation, biological process: triglyceride biosynthetic process. Gene Ontology annotation, cellular component: endoplasmic reticulum membrane. The coding region runs from base 2375 to 3874 and encodes 499 amino acids. Gene Ontology annotation, molecular function: diacylglycerol O-acyltransferase activity. The transcript has 17 exons. The record is from RefSeq and is a predicted model, not a curated record. NCBI's taxonomy places the organism in Eukaryota, Metazoa, Chordata, Mammalia, Artiodactyla, Bovidae.
CGAGGGGAGGGCAGCGGCUCAACUUCUAGACGCCCUCCCUCUGCCUUCCUUAGGUGGGUUCUGAAGCUUUCCCAGGGUGAGCCCACCACGCACAGUGUCCUCUACCUGGAAGGAGAUACGGGGGUCCUUCCUGAGGGCUAUGAGGGGUGCCUUGUGGGUUGAUAAAGCUCCCGGAGGAGGAGGGUGGACCGGCGGAGAACAGGGGCAGGGGCAGUGCGAAGGGAUUUCUCAUCCCUCGCAGACCCUCCCCGAGAAUGGUCUUCACAAAGGUCCCUCAUCCGUCACCCGGCGAUUGACUGGCCUGGGGUCCUGCUUAUUACCAGCACAAAUGGCUGCUCUAGGGUCAAAGUGGGUCCUGUAAUGGGACCCUCACCCCUGGUUGGGGUACAGGGGAGGAGUUGGAAGUGCGCACACCCACAGGUGGGCACCCUGCUUAGCUGAAGGACUGAUGGGAAGGAGUUGGGGGAGUAAGCUGCGGCUGAAAGGGAGGAUCUGACCCACGUGGGCAUCGGCUAAGUCCUGCUGGCUGCCUCCAGGCGCCCCCUUUGCCAUCCUCCAUGCCCCUCCCCCAAGCCCUGACCUUCAUCCUGGUCAAGGGCUCUCAGGGGCUCUGGUUUUGGGAUCAGCUCCAGAGCUAGAGGUUAUCAAGGAGGAAGUGGGCAACAGGUCAGUCAGCAAGGAUUUGCUAUCUUCUUCACUGGGUGCUGUGGGGAGGGGAGGGACAAGGGCAGCUGGGGUGCAGGCACUGUCCCUGCCCUUGGGGGGCACACAGUUCACCUGAGAGAUAAGAUAGCCGCAGCCCUGAAGAGUGAGAGCAAAGGUCGGGCGCAGAGUUCAGGAUGACACCAUGGGGAGGGUGGCUCUGUGAGGGGCGCUGGCUUCCUACAGGCCCCAGAUGGUCCUGAGGGGGCGGCUGCAAAGGCCAGGAGACCCACAGGCCCCUCUGCCCACUCCUGGGGAACUGGAUUUGGGGUCACUUUGUAUGAGGUGGGGGCGGGUACCAGCUUUGGGCCAAGCUGUCACCCUGGAUGGGCAGUCACUUGCCUGCUCUACACAGGCCAGAUGGCCAGAAGCCACUCCUGUCCUGUUGAUGGCCCACCCUCAAGGUCUGGACCCUCGGGAAGAGGAGCAGUUGGUGGCAGGGAUGGGCCACCGGAGACUCUCCUGAUCUCCAGGACACGCAGCUGUGUGUGCCUGUCCCCAGGCCACAUGCCACAGGGCUGGGGGCCUCCUGGGGCAGGGCUGGGCAUUGGUCUGGCUACUCGUGGUAUAGCCUCUGCCUCCCUGCCUCCCAGUCAUCCUCCUCCCACCUCUGCCUCCCUGCCUGUUCCUCUUCCUCCUCAGGCCCUUCCGGACAUUUCCUGCUCACCUAGGUCUGGGCAGGCGGGGUCAGGCGCCGGGUGUGAGCUCACUUCUUCCGGCAGCAAGGUGCAGCUAUGUGCCGGAAGGAGGGCCGCUGCUGUUGCCUCGCCUCUGAGCGCGUCCCUUCCAGGUCCUCCACACUCCCCUGUGCCCGGACGCCUGGUGCGUCCUUCAGCCAUUGGUUCAUGGGUCCUCCAGGCACAGCUUUCUAGUCCAGAGCCUCUAGGCUGGGUGCAGGAAGUGCUGAGGAAGUGGCAGCCAGGAGGCGAGCUGGCACCCUGUUCCUCCUUGUUCUGUCCGGCCCUGGAGCUGGACCGUAUAGCCCUGCACGUGGGAUCCCCACUUGGGUCUGUGCCUCUGGGCAAGUUGGGAAGCUCGGUGAGCCUCAGUUUCCCCAUGUGCCCGCCUCCGAGUACUGAUGUGCAGGUUGAAUGAGGUGCCAACUGUAAUGAGUUAGAAUGGCCCUGCUGGCUGGGGGGGACUGGGGAGCAGGUGGGGGCCGCUGGGGGGCACAGAGGCGCACCCAGCGCCUCAGUCAGGGAGAGGGUGACAGAGAAGCUCUGGGUGAGGCCCCACCUCCACACUGGCCAUGCCUGCUGCCCUUUGAUCCACUGCAGUGAACUGUGCCAUGGGGCUGGACCUCUGUGGGGAUUGGUGGGCAGUGGGCUUCCUUCCUGCUUGGGGCCUCUGACCUCUGGGGGCAGGGCGCUGCCCGGGUGGGACGGUCGGAAGGCUGGUAGAGGGACCUGAGGGGUCUGUGUGGUGGCUGGGGGCAGGCCUCAGGAAUUUGACAGCAGGGAUCUGGAAAAGCUUUAAUAACAUUAUUUGUUGUCAGGAUUGGGAAAUGCUCCCCUCCCCCCUCCCCCACUUUCAUCUUAGAGACUGCUGCACAUCCGGUCAGUGUGGUCUUCUUGGUGGCCCCCAAGGUGGCAGGGGUCACACUGUUAUGAAAACGUCCCCUGGGUAUGUGGUGCAGACAUGGACAUGCAGAUGGUGAUUGGCAGGUUGUAGCAUGAGGUGGCUUUGGGACGGUUCCAGUGACAGUGAGUGGGCUGGAUAUGGGGGGUUCUGGGCAGGUCCAUCAAGCGGAUACCCCCACAGACUGUCCUCUUGGGAUAGUUGGGCCUGGGAGCCCUGCUCGCCUUGCCAAAAGGCAGGCGCAGAGUCACGAAGAAGAGGGCCUGGGGGCUCAGAGCCCCACUGUGUGUGCAGCCCAGGAUGGACCUGGAGGAGGUGUCACCGCCUGCAGGAUUCCCUGUUCAGUUCUGACAGUGGCUUCAGCAACUACCGCGGCAUCCUGAAUUGGUGUGUGGUGAUGCUGAUCUUAAGCAACGCACGGUUAUUUCUAGAGAACCUCAUCAAGUAUGGCAUCCUGGUGGACCCCAUCCAAGUGGUGUCUCUGUUCCUGAAGGACCCCUACAGCUGGCCAGCUCUGUGCCUGGUCAUUGUGGCCAAUAUCUUUGCCGUGGCUGCGUUCCAGGUGGAGAAGCGCCUGGCCGUGGGAGCCCUGACGGAGCAGGCGGGGCUGCUGCUGCACGGGGUCAACCUGGCCACCAUUCUCUGCUUCCCAGCGGCCGUGGCCUUUCUCCUCGAGUCCAUCACUCCAGUGGGCUCCGUGCUGGCCCUGAUGGUCUACACCAUCCUCUUCCUCAAGCUGUUCUCCUACCGGGACGUCAACCUCUGGUGCCGAGAGCGCAGGGCUGGGGCCAAGGCCAAGGCUGCUUUGGCAGGUAAGAAGGCCAACGGGGGAGCUGCCCAGCGCACCGUGAGCUACCCCGACAACCUGACCUACCGCGAUCUCUACUACUUCCUCUUCGCCCCGACCCUGUGCUACGAGCUCAACUUCCCCCGCUCCCCCCGCAUCCGAAAGCGCUUCCUGCUGCGGCGACUCCUGGAGAUGCUGUUCCUCACCCAGCUCCAGGUGGGGCUGAUCCAGCAGUGGAUGGUCCCGGCCAUCCAGAACUCCAUGAAGCCCUUCAAGGACAUGGACUACUCCCGCAUCGUGGAGCGCCUCCUGAAGCUGGCGGUCCCCAACCACCUCAUCUGGCUCAUCUUCUUCUACUGGCUCUUCCACUCCUGCCUGAACGCCGUGGCCGAGCUCAUGCAGUUUGGAGACCGCGAGUUCUACCGGGACUGGUGGAACUCCGAGUCUAUCACCUACUUCUGGCAGAACUGGAACAUCCCUGUUCACAAGUGGUGCAUCAGACACUUCUACAAGCCCAUGCUCCGGCGGGGCAGCAGCAAGUGGGCAGCCAGGACGGCAGUAUUUCUGGCCUCCGCCUUCUUCCACGAGUACCUGGUGAGCAUCCCCCUGCGCAUGUUCCGCCUUUGGGCCUUCACGGGCAUGAUGGCGCAGAUCCCGCUGGCCUGGAUAGUGGGCCGCUUCUUCCGCGGCAACUACGGCAACGCAGCCGUGUGGCUGUCACUCAUCAUUGGGCAGCCGGUGGCCGUCCUGAUGUACGUCCACGACUACUACGUGCUCAACCGUGAGGCGCCGGCAGCCGGCACCUGAGCCCCUCCAGGCUGGCCCCCUCGUGGGUGUUGGACUGCUUUGCCUCACUGCCUGCGGCUGGACUAGAGCCCGCCCCAACCUGGGCGCAGCAGGAGGGGGCCUGGCUGGUGGAAGCUGCCUCCUGGCCCCCACCAGGCCUCUCUGCCUGAGGGGCUUCCUCCUGCCAGGGGAGAGCAGGCCCGGCGCAGCUCUGGCCCCUGGGAGGUGCCCAUGCUCUGGAAACCCUGCAGAUCUCGCCCAAGGGUCAGAAUGUGUCAAUAAAGUGCUGUGCACAGUGA